Molecule: messenger RNA, 2181 nt
Organism: Spinacia oleracea (spinach)
Lineage: Eukaryota; Viridiplantae; Streptophyta; Magnoliopsida; Caryophyllales; Amaranthaceae
Exons: 5
Coding region: 814-1908 (364 amino acids)
Source: RefSeq, a predicted model, not a curated record
AAUAAGUGAUACAACAAGCACAUUUCACCAAUCCUAUUACAAAACCUUAAUCUUCCUCAACAGUCCACACCCAGUUAUAUCAUAUCAAUCAAAAACAAUCCAAAACUUUUUACCAUAAUAUUUAAUUUUUUUUUCUCAUACUCUGUAAUUCAGCAAUUAUUCUACUGCUCUGCAACUUUCUAUCCUACUUCUGAAUUUCAUUUAAAAUCAUACAAUCUAUCCUACUUCUGAAUUUCAUUAAAAAUCAUACAAUUUGAUUACAUCCCCCCAUUGUCGCCGUCAUCACAAUUCACAAAUACCCCUUUUCUCUCUCCUCUCUCCAAAAUCAAAAGCUGACUUCCCUCUUCCAACGUUCAAAAACCCCACACCCUAAAGAUUCCUCUUCCCUUACCCCCUCCUCUUUUCAGGGAUUAAUUGAGCUCAAUCUGUUUUCUGGGUCAUCGAUUUUGAACUGGAAAUUUGUCUGGGUAGUUAAAAAAAUUCCUGGGUUCAUCGUGUUUUAGCUCAAUUUUUUCUGGGUUAUCGAAUUUGAGCUGAAAUUUUUUCCGGGUCAUCGAUUUCGAGCUGGAAAUUUAUCUGGAUAGUCAGCGAUUUCUUCUGGGUCAUCGUAUUUUAGCUCAAAUUUAUCCGGGUAGUCAGCAAUUUCUUCUUGGUCAUCGUAUUUUAGCUAAAAUUUGUUUGGGCUGUUAGUUUGAGCUAAAAUCUUUUCUGGGUUAUCGGAUUUAAGCAGAAAAUUUUUCCGGGUAAUCGGAAACUUAGAGAUGUUUGGAGGAAGAAGUGUAUGAAACAGGGGUAUCUGAUGAGAGAGAGAAAAUGGGGGGAGUGACUUCAUCUAUCGCUGCUAAAUUCGCAUUUUUCCCUCCAGCCCCUCCGUCGUACACGGUAAUCGCCGACGAGGAUUGCGGCGUUGAGAAAUUGUCAAUACCUGAGGUUCCAAGAAGGGAUGGUGUUGAUGUUUUGAAGCUCCGAAAUCGGAGGGGAAACGACGUCGUUGCGGUGUAUGUGAAGCACCCUAAAGCCUCAUCUACUUUGCUUUAUUCUCAUGGCAAUGCUGCUGAUUUAGGUCAAAUGUUUGAGCUUUUUGUUGAGCUCAGCAAUCGCCUUCGUGUUAAUCUUAUGGGGUAUGACUACUCCGGAUAUGGACAAUCAACGGGGAAGCCUACUGAAUCUAAUACAUACGCCGACGUUGAUGCAGCAUAUAAAUGCCUGAAGGAGCAGUAUGGGGUGAAAGAUGAGCAAUUAAUAUUGUAUGGUCAGUCUGUUGGCAGUGGCCCUACAGUUGAUCUAGCUGCACGUACCCCUAACCUGAGAGGGGUGGUUCUUCAUAGCCCAAUCCUUUCUGGAGUGAGGGUACUCUAUCCUGUUAAAAGGACAUAUUGGUUUGAUAUUUACAAGAACGUUGACAAAAUUGCCCAGUUGAAUUGUCCAGUAUUAGUGAUACAUGGGACUGCUGAUGAAGUUGUCGACUAUUCCCACGGGAAACAACUUCACGAGCUCUGUAAGGAAAAGUAUGAACCCUUGUGGCUGAGCGGGGGUGGACAUUGCAAUCUCGAGCUCUACCCUGAAUAUAUCAGACACUUGAAGAAGUUUGUAUCAUAUCUCAACAAAUUUAAACCAAGCUCAAACGGUACUAAAGAUCCAGCUGUAGAGUCCUCAUCAAACGGGUGUUCCAAAGAAUCCACAGUUGAAUCAGACAGUCAAAGCAAGGCUUCAGAAAAUCCAUCCAAGUUAUCCACUGCGGUAUCAAAUCCAGACACAUUUGAGUUGAAGCCUGAGCUUCCAGAUGUUUCUAGAAACAGCUUAGAUAGCCGGCUUGAAAAAUCCAAGAAGAAUAGCAAGCCCGAAAAGUCACGAAUGAGCACUGAUCAGGUUGACAGAUUUAGGAGAAAAAAGGGGUUAUUAUGGUGAUACAUCUAUACUAAGUGACACCCUAGAAGGUGGUUUUAUUUCUGUAACAAUAUGUAUUAUCUCCAAAAGUAUAGAUUAUUGAGUGUGUUAAUUCUUUGAGUUGUUUUUUAGUCAAUACCUCCAAACAGAAAAUGCCACAACAGAGCACCCUCUCCCAUUGUUCUCUACUAGCUGUACUUGAUGCGUGUAUAAUUCAGAGUUUUUAGCAAGUGAUUUCUUCUACUUUAGCUGCAUACUUCUUUGUUUCUUCUUAAGACUGAGUUCAUGGUGGCA